AUGGAGUCUGACGAGGCUGCUCGCCAGAACCUGAGCUGCAGCAUCAUGACCUUCCAUCCAAGCAUGGAAGAAUUUGCAGACUUCAACAAAUACAUCGCUCACAUGGAAUCGCAGGGAGCACAUCGAGCUGGGAUAGCCAAGGUGGUGCCCCCGAAGGAGUGGAGAGCCACGCGGUCCUACGCCAAGAUCAAGGGCAUGCUGAUCGCCACUCCGCUGCAGCAGACCGUGUCCGGAAGGGCAGGCGUCUUCACCCAAUACAACCAGCAGAAGGAAGCCAUGACGGUGGAGCAGUACGAACGUCUGGCGAACAGUGAGUCCUAUCGCACCCCAGCGCACCUGGAUUUUGAAGAUCUGGAGCAAAAGUACUGGAAGACGCGCACGUAUGGUUCGCCACCGGUUUAUGGUGCCGACGUGAGCGGCUCCCUGUUCGAGGAGAGCACGGAGGCGUGGAACAUCGGCCGCCUGGGGACCAUCCAGGACCUGCUGGAGCAGGAGUGCGGGGUGGUGAUCGAGGGCGUGAACAGGCCCUACCUGUACUUCGGCAUGUGGAAGACCACCUUCCCUUGGCACACGGAGGACAUGGACCUGUACAGCAUCAACUACGUGCACUUCGGGGCCCCCAAGACGUGGUACGCGGUGCCCCCCGAGCACGGCCCGCGGCUGGAGAGCCUGGCGCAACAGCUGUUUCCGGGCAGCGCGCAGGGCUGCAAGGCCUUCCUGCGGCACAAGCUGGCCCUCAUCUCGCCUCGCGUGCUGCGGGACACUGGCGUCCCCUUCGGUCGAAUGACCCAGGAAGCUGGAGAGUUCAUGGUCACCUUUCCCUACGGGUACCACGCUGGCUUCAACCACGGCUUCAACUGCGCCGAGGCCAUCAACUUUGCCACGCCGCGCUGGAUCGAUUAUGGCAAAGCGGCCUCGCAGUGCAGCUGCGGGGAGGCCAGGGUCAGCUUCUCCAUGGAUGUCUUCGUGCGCACCCUGCAGCCCGAGCAGUACGAGCAGUGGAAACGCAGGCAAGGCCCGGAGCUGGAGCAGGGCGCCGAGCCCGCGAGGCCUGCCAGGCGCGAGCCCAAGUCCAGGCCGAAGCAGAUGGCCAGCACCAAGCCGACGCCCAGGCCGCGGCGCACUUCCAUACGAGACCCGAGGCCCACAACAGAGGCCAAGCCCAGGCCCGAGCUGAGGCCCAGAAAGAAGCCAACCCCGAGACCGGAGCCAGGGCCUAGGCCACCGCUGACAACCAGCCCGGAGAUGUCACCCGAACCCGAGCUGCCCCCCACAUGCAAGCUGACGCCCACACCGGAGAUGACGCCCGGCCAGGAGCUGACGGCCACACUGGAGCUGCCCGCCAGACCCGAGCUGCUACCCAUACCGGAUGUCCCGCCAAGACAGGAGCUGUCGCCCGGACCCGACCUGAUGCUGAGACCAGAGUUGAUGCCCAGACCGCAGCGGAUAUCCGGACCUGAGCUGAUGGAGAGGCUUGAAUUAAUGCCGGGGUCCCAUCUGGUGCCCAGCCCUGAGCUGACCCCCUGCCCGCAGACGAUGCCCUGGCCACAUUGGAAGCCCAGAUCAGAGCCGAUGCACACAGCGGAGCUGAUGCCGAGACCAGAGAUGCCAUCGAGACCCGAGCUGCCGCCCUGGCCACAGUGGAAGCCCAGGUCUGAGGUGAUGCCCACACCUGCACCAACGUUCUGGCCACAGUGGACCCCCACACCAGAGCUGAUGCCCACCCAGGAGAUGAUGCCAAGGCCAAAGCUGACAUGCAGUCCCCAGCUGACUCCUUGGGCAGAGUGGACCCCCAGAUCAGAGCUGAUGCCCACACUGAAGAUGAGGGCCUGGCCGGGGCUGAUACCCAGAGCAGAGAUGAUGCCCUGGACAGGGCCAACACCCGGGAAGGAUGUAUCAGAUCAUGGGAGACCAGAGCAGAGCCUGAUGUCCCUUCAGUGUGGGGCCCAUGGUGGUAGAACUGGUCAAGAAGCUCUUACGUGGCAGUCUCCUUGGUUUGUGGCCUCCAGAAAUGCUCCACCACCCCUGGUGUCUGUCCACAGGUCACAAGAGCUCUACCCAACUCCCCCUUCAUCCGUUAUCGCAUCCCACCAGCACCUCUGUCUCCUUCCUGUCCCCAGUACUCUUGGAAAACGUAAGCGUCAGGAGCCCUUCCUGCUGAGGCCAGCCAAGAGAUGCCCAGGAAGCCCAGCCCAGCCCCAUCUCCAGGAAGCUUGCCAUGAAUGCCUGAGCCUCUGA
Messenger RNA from Dipodomys ordii (Ord's kangaroo rat), 2238 nucleotides. RefSeq names its product lysine-specific demethylase 4D-like. Gene Ontology annotation, molecular function: histone H3K9 demethylase activity. The record is from RefSeq and is a predicted model, not a curated record. Gene Ontology annotation, cellular component: nucleus. Bases 1 to 2238 code for a protein of 745 amino acids. Gene Ontology annotation, biological process: chromatin remodeling. Lineage: Eukaryota; Metazoa; Chordata; Mammalia; Rodentia; Heteromyidae. The transcript has a single exon.